This is a messenger RNA of Belonocnema kinseyi, 1356 nucleotides long. It is a transcript of the gene Taldo, whose product is annotated as transaldolase. Gene Ontology annotation, cellular component: intracellular anatomical structure; cytoplasm. Bases 124 to 1122 code for a protein of 332 amino acids. Lineage: Eukaryota; Metazoa; Arthropoda; Insecta; Hymenoptera; Cynipidae. The record is from RefSeq and is a predicted model, not a curated record. The transcript has 6 exons. Gene Ontology annotation, biological process: carbohydrate metabolic process; pentose-phosphate shunt, non-oxidative branch; pentose-phosphate shunt. Gene Ontology annotation, molecular function: transaldolase activity.
AGUUUGCAGUUCCCUGCUAACUGCUUCAAUUCGUUGGAUUUCGUUUCGAGUUGAUUACGCGUGUUUGGGGAAGUUCUCGUCUCUUGUUUCGUUGUUCAAGGAAAUUUGAAAAAUAGAUCGAAAAUGGGUGAACCGCAGUGCAAAAAAGUGAAAACUGGAAAUACUCUGGACCAGUUGAAAACGAUGACAACAAUUGUUGCCGACACCGGCGAUUUUCAAGCAAUGGAACAAUUCAAGCCGACAGACGCGACGACAAAUCCAUCCUUGAUUUUGUCCGCUGCAAAUCAAAGCAAAUAUUCGCAUUUGAUCGACAAGGCUGUACAAUAUGGCAAAAAAGUUGGCACGACAUUAGAAGAACAACUUGAGACAGCUCUGGACAUUACUUGUGUUCUUUUCGGCGAAGAAAUCCUGAAAAUAAUUCCUGGUCGCGUUUCCACCGAGGUGGACGCGAGGUUGUCUUUUGAUAAAGAGGCCAGUAUCGAAAAGGCAAAAAAACUGAUCGCACAUUACGAGGAAGCCGGCAUCAGCAAGGACCGAAUUUUGAUUAAACUCGCUUCAACCUGGGAAGGAAUUCAGGCUGCAAAGGAACUGGAAGAGAAAUAUGGAAUCCACUGCAACCUGACUCUUCUCUUUUCGUUUGCACAAGCCGUCGCUUGUGCAGAAGCUGGAGUGACUCUUAUUUCUCCUUUCGUCGGCAGAAUUCUCGACUGGCACAUUGCCAAUUCAGAUAAAAAAUCUUUCGAGGGCAAAGAAGAUCCUGGAGUGAUUUCCGUCACUAAAAUCUACAAUUAUUACAAAAAGUUUGGGUACAAAACGGUUGUAAUGGGUGCCUCAUUCCGAAAUGUUGGAGAAAUUAAGGAAUUGGCGGGUUGCGAUUUCUUAACAAUUAGUCCGAAACUUCUCGAGGAAUUGGAAAAAAGUAAAGACCAGAUUAAGAAGAAUCUCGAUGUCGAAAUAGCGAAAAAGUCCGAGAUUGAAAAAAUUGAAAUAGACGAGGCGAAAUUCAGAUGGUUAUUGAAUGAGGAUCAAAUGGCGACCGACAAAUUGAGCGAUGGUAUUCGCAAAUUUGCAGUUGAUGUCCGCAAAUUGGAAAAAUUACUGCUGGAGAAACUCCAGGAUUAAGAAAAAUGGGAAAAAUUCGUUUAUUAUUGAUUAGAAAAGAAAGUUUUUCAGUGAUUUCAAAUCUCUCUAAAAUUGUUUAAAAAAAUAAUCACUAUUUUCGAGAAAAAAGUUGUUAAAGUUGUUAUUAUAAACAUUCCUCGGUCGAUUGACCUUUUUGGAGAUUGUAUAUUAUGUAUAUUAUUCACAUUUUUUAUCAUUAUUGAUGUGAAGACAAAUAAAAGGAUUUUUAUUGAU